UUUUAUACUUUUCUAAUAAUUAAUUAUCGAAACAUGUAACACGAUUGAAAUAAUUAAUAAAAGAAUACUGUUGAACUAUAUUAAUUAUGGGCAAAGACGUUAGUCCACCGAGAAAUAGAUCGAAUAAGCGUAGACGAUCGUCAUCACAAGAAAAAUAUAACUCUAGAAAGUUUAAAAAAUCUGGACCUAGUACAUCACUUUCGACACCUGAACCAGCAGAUUUUAGUUUUACCAAUUACAAGCGAGAUUUAAAUAAAAUAAUUCGCUAUAGCAGUGACAGUAACACGGUGGUUAAUGACCUUGAUGAUUUUUGGGUAUUUUUGAAGAAGUAUGAGGCUACUUUGAAGAAAGCCGGUAAACCUUUAUUAGCAACUGAAUCGAAUCUAAAUGAAUUAAAUGAUAUUGGCGUGCCAGUACAUUAUUCAAAAUUACACUACAUCAAUUUCGUUACUGCUAUAAAAUAUGUGGAUAUAGUUUCUGAUGACAGUGGGAGAAGAAAAUUGGAUAAGGAAUUAUUCAAAGUAUUUUUAAAUAUUGUUUCCAUUUAUAUAGAUUUUAAGAAUAAAGAGAAGUUUGAAAAGCUUAAGAAACUAAGACAGACACAAAGGGAUUUGCCUGUGGCUGCUUACAGAAAUGAAAUAGUAUCAGCUGUAAAAAAUGAAAGAGUUGUAAUUGUGGCUGGUGAUACAGGUUGUGGAAAGUCAACACAAGUCCCGCAAUAUUUAAAUGAAGCAGGCUUUCAGAAUAUUGCUUGCACUCAACCUAGAAGAAUAGCCUGUGUAUCAUUAUCAAAAAGAGUGGCCUAUGAAAUGCUAUCACAGUUUGAAACUAAGGUGGGAUAUCAAAUUAGAUUUGAGAAGAGUCGCACUGCAGACACAAAUAUAUGUUUUAUUACCGAAGGAUUGUUAUUGAGACAGAUGUCAUCAGAAACCCUGCCAAACUAUGAUGUAAUUAUUUUGGAUGAAAUUCACGAAAGACAUUUAAUGGGUGACUUCUUAUUGGGUGUGCUCAAAUGCCUAAUACACAGUCGGAAUGACAUUAAAUUGGUGCUCAUGUCGGCCACUAUAAAUAUAAAAUUAUUUGAAGAUUACUUCUCUGCUGAAUCUGCAGUGGUUAUUCAAGUUCCAGGUCGACUAUAUCCCAUAGAAUUAAAUUACAAACCAAUAUUUAUUGAAGAGAAACCCACACGAGAUGAUAGACUUGAUCCUCAGCCGUAUGUUCAGAUUAUGCAACUUAUUGACAGCAAAUAUCCAAGUGAUGAACGAGGCGAUCUCCUUAUAUUCAUGUCUGGUGUGCAAGAAAUCACGGCGAUAUGCGACGCAGCACAGCAGUAUGCUGAGAAAACGAAGAACUGGAUAGUGUUACCUCUUCACAGUGGUUUGUCACUGGCGGAACAAGAUAAAGUAUUUGAUUAUCCACCAGAAGGUGUUAGGAAAUGUAUAGUUUCCACAAAUAUAGCUGAAACUUCAGUCACCAUCGACGGUAUAAGAUUCGUUGUCGAUUCCGGAAAGGCUAAAGAAAUGAGUUAUGAUUCGACAACAAAAAUGCAGAGAUUGAAAGAAUUUUGGAUAUCAAAAGCAAGCGCGGAUCAGAGGAAGGGGCGCGCUGGACGGACGGGGCCUGGCGUAUGCUAUCGUAUAUAUUCCGAGCAACAAUACACGGAUCUGGAGCCGUUCAGUACACCCGAAGUGUCCAGGGUACCGUUGUCAUCUCUUCUCUUGUUGAUGAGUUCGUUGGGAGUCAAUGACGUCAGACGGUUUCCGUUUAUCGACACGCCGCCAGAGGACGCUGUGGAAAAUGCGCUGUUAGAGUUAAAACAACACGGUGCUUUGAGCUUUAACGAGAAGUUGACGUCACUAGGCAAGGCCCUAGCCAGUUUGCCAGUAGAAGUGUGUCUUGCCAAAGCGUUGGCUGUAGGCGCCGCUACACUGCCCCCUCACAAGCGAGACUCCGCCCUCGCCCUUACAGCAGCGCUGGGGAUCCGGUCCAUUUAUACCACAAGGGCACAUAGAGAUUUUGAAUGUGAAAAUGCGCGUAAGCCCGAGGAGUCAGACCACGGGGAUCCCAUAACCCUUCUGUCGCUAUACUGUGCGUGGCUCACUGUGAAGGCGGACAGUCGCGGCGGUCGGGCGUGGUGCAAGCGAAGAGGCAUCGAGGAACAGCGGCUGUAUGAACUCACCAAGCUGGCCGCGCAGUUACGGAGUUUACUGCAGGACAAUAAUUUGAUGGAGUCCAUAGAACCGGAGGCUAUGUCUUCAACGGAGAGGGCACUACGUCACGGCCAGUUAAAACAGCUGAAAGAUAUGCGAAGACAAUACAAACAAAAAGCAGCAGAGGAAUCGAAACGCAAGAAACGCCUCAAAGUUGACUCUUGGGAGAUCGUAGACGACAAGGAUCAUGAAAACGAUGCCAUAGACAUCCGGGAUAUAGAGUUCCGGAUGACGAAUGACGCCGCCCGGAUACGAGCUCUAAUAUCAGGAUCUAGCGCGUCUAGUGGACGAGAUCUUAUUAUGUUGAAGGUGGUUUUAUGUCGAGCCCUGUAUCCUCAAAUUGCUGUAGCAGAUGACUUCAAUUACUGUAAGUCAAGCGCCGAACAACUAUAUCAUACUUGGAGUAAACCAUUCGUGUUCCUACAUCCUACUUCGUACUUUGGGAAACAGCCGAAAGUUCUGCAGCUCACCGAUGCGGACAUUCAAACAGACACGCCGGCUGGGUUUAAGAGCAGACUGCCAUUGUCGAAUAGACAUCAAGUGUUAUGUUAUUUAUCACUAUUGGAAACAACUAAACCAUACAUAGUGAACUCCAUGAGGAUGCCCGCUGCACAAACAUUGUUACUGCUGGCACAUUCCAUUGACACCAAUAUGGGUUGCACAAGGAUUGUGUGCGACUCAUGGUUGUUAUUGGAGUUUCCAUAUCCUGAAACGGGAUUGAACCUGUUACUGAAAGCGGCCAAGUUAAGACAAAGAUGGGAGGCGCUUAUUAAUCGCCGGCUUGCAGAUGCUAGUCCAAACAAAUCAGUCGAGAACGAACUUCAGAAACAAAACUCUAAACUGCCAUAUGAAGAGUUACAGCAUCAGUUGUCCUGCGAUAUUAGUUCUUAUAUGACCAGCGACGUAUAUUACACGAUCAAGAGGCUCAUGCCCGGUGAUCUGAAGGUGAUAUACUGCGGGGCAGAUGAAGCACACGCAAAUGUGGACCCUAAUCCGUUCGAAGAAGGCUUCGAAUGCCAUCCCCAUGAGAAAAAAGGAGGAGUUUAUGUUACCGACAAUAUUGUUUAUAAUUGCGUUAUGGAUACGGACUGGAGCUACAACAUCUACGAAGAAACAUACAGCCUCCCAUGGUCAUGUCCGGACUGUAGCAUAACAUUGUGCCUUUCACCCCUAGAAAGACUGCAGCAUAAACAGUUCACAUGCUCUUCUAGAACGGAGCAGAAGGAACCGGAACCGUCGCGAGCGCCAAGGGAAAAUAAGCCCAAUGCCAAAGAAUAUAAAUGUGACAUUUGCAACGAUACAUUAUAUAUGACGCCUGUUGAAAUAUUAAAACACAAGAAGAGUUGCAAAAUAAAAUAAAUAUUUUUGUUUAA
This is a messenger RNA of Achroia grisella, 3583 nucleotides long. RefSeq names its product probable ATP-dependent RNA helicase DHX34. The record is from RefSeq and is a predicted model, not a curated record. The coding region runs from base 87 to 3569 and encodes 1160 amino acids. Gene Ontology annotation, molecular function: ATP binding; RNA binding; helicase activity. The transcript is spliced from 19 exons. Gene Ontology annotation, biological process: nuclear-transcribed mRNA catabolic process, nonsense-mediated decay. NCBI's taxonomy places the organism in Eukaryota, Metazoa, Arthropoda, Insecta, Lepidoptera, Pyralidae. Gene Ontology annotation, cellular component: intracellular anatomical structure.